This is a messenger RNA of Otolemur garnettii (small-eared galago), 965 nucleotides long. It is a transcript of the gene PRR13, whose product is annotated as proline rich 13. The record is from RefSeq and is a predicted model, not a curated record. Gene Ontology annotation, cellular component: nucleoplasm. The transcript is spliced from 4 exons. The coding region runs from base 203 to 631 and encodes 142 amino acids. NCBI's taxonomy places the organism in Eukaryota, Metazoa, Chordata, Mammalia, Primates, Galagidae.
GGCGGUGGGUGACCAGGAAGUGAGAGCCAAGAUUGGGAAGGAGGAGGAAUCAAGACCAGUCGGUGGUGGAAAGGUGACAGAGCAUCUGGACUCGUCAGUUUCCUUCUUUGCGGGUUACUGGGCUGAGGUCCCUUCACAGCUGAGAGCUAGCAUCUCCGUUUGCUUGUCUUUUGGAGGAAGAGGCUGGGGGAAACACCUGAACAUGUGGAAUCCCAAUGCUGGGCAACCAGGGCCAAAUCCAUAUCCCCCUAACAUCGGGUGCCCUGGAGGUUCCAAUCCUGCCCAUCCACCACCUGUCAAUCCAGCCUUUCCUCCUGGACCCAUUCCUGCUCCCCCAGGAGUUUCCCAGGGAAAUCCAGCUUUCCCUCCAGCUGGGCCUCCUUAUCCUGUGCCACAGCCAGGGUAUCCAGGAUGCCAACCCCCAGGUCCCUACCCUCCUCCAUACCCACCACCUGCUCCUGGCAUGCCUCCUGUGAAUCCCUUGGCUCCUGGCAUGUUUGGACCAGGAAUGACGAAUGACAAGAAGAUGAGGAAGAAAAUGAAGAAAGCUCAUAAAAAGAUGCACAAACACCACAAGCAUGGCAAGCAUUCCUCCUCCUCUUCCUCCUCUUCCAGCAGUGACUCUGACUGAAUACAGGGCCUGGACCCUUCCCUCAAGUCUCACCAGUUCUGCUCUCCCAUCAAGCUUCAGAUGUCAUGUUGUACUAGUGGAAAUUACCUCUUGCACCCUCACCUGAGCCUCACUCUGCUGUUCAGCCCUGACUGGCUAGGGAAAAUGGGAAAAAGAUUGUUAUGGGCUAGCAAAGGCUAUCUCUUCUUGCUGCGUGGAUAGAUCUUAUAGCUGAUGAGUUUAGCAGGGGAACUAUUUCUUGAAGAUGGUAAGACCUUUGAGCUAAAUGCUGAAGACAAGUUUAAGAUCUAUAAAAUGUGAUUUUUUUUUUUUAAGAGACCAUCUCACUUUAUUG